Musca domestica (house fly) is the source of this 799-nucleotide messenger RNA. RefSeq names its product meiotic nuclear division protein 1 homolog. Gene Ontology annotation, biological process: reciprocal meiotic recombination. The record is from RefSeq and is a predicted model, not a curated record. The transcript has 3 exons. The coding region runs from base 29 to 655 and encodes 208 amino acids. Lineage: Eukaryota; Metazoa; Arthropoda; Insecta; Diptera; Muscidae. Gene Ontology annotation, molecular function: double-stranded DNA binding.
AAAAAUUACUUUCCAAAUAGCAUGAAAAAUGUCCAAACGUAAGUCCCUAUCGGCUGAAGAAAAACAAAUUAAACUUUUGGAAUUGUUCCAUGAGACCAAUGAUGUAUAUCAAUUAAAGGAUUUGGAACGUAUAGCACCUAAAGAGAAAGGUGUGGUCAUGCAAUCGGUAAAGGGUAUUCUACAAGAGUUGGUCAACAAUGGUCUCGUGCAAUGUGAGAAGAUUUCCGGCAGUUUCUAUUAUUGGUCAUUUCCAAGUGAAACUUUGAAAAAACUUCAAAGAGAAUUACAGGAGGUGGAGGCAAAAACUUGUCAACUACAAAAGAGCAUUGAUGCGGUGCAAUCGAAAGUCCAACAGACCAACAAUGCAUUGGAUGAUCACCAAACCAUAGAGACUUUGACGAAAGAAAUCCAAGACCUUCAAGAGGAAAAGGAAACCUUGACGAAACAAGAAGCUAAAUAUAGGAAUGAUAUAAAUUAUGAAGAAAUUAAGCAAAAGGAUCAUGACGCAAAGAAACUUCUGGAAGCUGCCAAUCGUUGGACAGACAAUAUUUACAUGAUUAAGACAUGGUGUAAACGUAAAUUCGACAAAGAAGAACGUGAACUGAAUAAAGCAUUUGGAAUACCAGAUGAUUUGGACUAUGUGGAUACCACUUGAUGUUUGUUUUCCUCAUGGACAUUUACACACACCGCACUCAAUCCCACGAUAAGCACUUACCAUUCAACGAGAACUCCUUUCAUUACAUUCACCAUGAUUUAUGCAAUAAAUUCAUUACACUCUUUUCUCAGUGGAAAAAGAAAA